Neurospora tetraspora is the source of this 2853-nucleotide messenger RNA. RefSeq lists its product as uncharacterized. Bases 1 to 2853 code for a protein of 950 amino acids. Gene Ontology annotation, biological process: DNA-templated transcription; regulation of DNA-templated transcription. The record is from RefSeq and is a predicted model, not a curated record. Lineage: Eukaryota; Fungi; Ascomycota; Sordariomycetes; Sordariales; Sordariaceae. The transcript has 4 exons. Gene Ontology annotation, cellular component: nucleus. Gene Ontology annotation, molecular function: DNA binding; zinc ion binding; DNA-binding transcription factor activity, RNA polymerase II-specific.
AUGUGCUCAUAUACAAGGGCUUUGACAGGCGAUAUGCCUUCCACGAACAGUCCCGACGAGGCACAAGCCCGGAGAGACGUCGGCACCAACCAGAACGCUGGGCGGCAGCAGUUGCCUUCAUUGAGUAGCCUAUUUGGCCCGUCUACAACGCAGCUUCGCCCAUUGCAUUCGCCGACUUUCUCGGACCGUCCAGGAUUGUACACAACAUCGUCGUCGCCGCUUGAUCAUCCCCGAGGCCCAGCUGGCAGUUGGGAUAGGUCUUACUCGGCAUCUUCGUCAUCUUGUUUCCCCCCUCCAUCAUUGACUUCGCAGCCUCGCAGUACACCGGAUCCCAGACUUGAUGAACGGCCUCACUUUCCGCCACCGUUACGGGCGCUCCCAGGCCCUCUAUCACCCAUGGUCAGGGAGUCGGAGCCUCAAAGGCCUCAUUCUCAGUCCGGUUUCAGCACUGGGAACAAAUGGUCGCUGCGUCACGAAAUUGGCCAAGAAUACGCGCUGGGAAACCGGGAGUACGCAUCGUACAGAUCAUCACCCACUGAGCGAGCCCAUAGUCAGCUUUCGAACGGCAUCCCGAGCCGUGAGGAAGGCUUGGGCUUACGUAGCGAGCAGCCGGCUGCGCAACCACCAACACCAGUUAGCACCGGUGCCUCCGAGGUCAUCGUGGGCAAGGAUGGAUUGGGCCCCAAGAUUUGGACAGGCACACAUUUUUUGCCGAGAUUUGUCAAGGAGGAAAAGAUCGAUGGUGAAACGUAUUUCAUAUAUGACGAUGGAACCCGUUGCAAAGAUGUCAUUGAUGGUGAGAAAGUCAAUGCCCAUUGGGGAGUGACAAAAGCUGGGAAGCCGAGAAAGAGGCUGGCAAUCGCUUGCAUCACUUGCCGGGAGAAGAAGAUCAAGUGUGAUCCAGAUUACCCUCGAUGCGCGCAAUGCGAGAAGUUUGGGCGUACUUGCAAGUUCAAGAAUGCCCCGCGAGGUGGACACAAUACUUCACCUUCGACUCCGCCCGCCGAAGUCGACGAUGCGCGCCGCUUGCCCAGCUUAAUUCGACCACCACCUCACGAAUAUGUAAGGACGAGCGCGCACUCGAGUGAAUCUGUUUCACCACGCACCACUCUUCGCCCAGCAAGCCCCGAGAUGGCCUCAUCCGUGCCGUCGAAACGGCUUCGGGUAGGCUACGACCACUACGCUCCCGCAGGGGGACACCGACCGCCUAUGGCACCGGCGGCGGACCACAUGAUCCGGUCCAACUUGUCUUGGCACCGUCAGCCUGAACUUCCCCGCGUCCACGAGGACGCAGUGCGCCGUGCAUGGCAAAUAGACCCGUAUGUCUCCGAUCCUGAGUCCGUGAUCAGCACCAUAACCUCCUUUUUCGUCUCCACCGAUGCCACGACCUUCCGAUUCCUCCCCGAGAAGGCAUUCAAAACCUGGGUACAGAACAACGCUCACCAUAGAAACAAGUCCCCAGAAGAUCUGAUGCUCGUCUAUAGCAUCCUUGCUCUCGGUUCCCUCCUGUCGACCGCUGGGUCCGGCGGGCUCGACCCUAGGAAGGAGAAAACCAACCACUACGCUCAGGUAGCUCGUUACGCAACAGAGCACGCAGCGAUGUCACUACAGCUUGUCCAGGCGAGAAUCCUCCUUUCCCUCUACUAUAUGGCUAUUUCGAGGCUUAUCGAUGCCAACGAAAUGUCCAGUAGCGCCGUUUCGGCAGCGGCCUAUUUGCAGUUGAAUCUGGAGUUGGAUCAGUCUCCCGACGUAGGACUCAAAUCAUUCCCGUAUGGAUUGGCCAGGGCUGGCUUUGCUGAGUGCAGGAGAAGGACGUUUUGGUCAUGUUUCUUACUGGAAAGACUAAAUGGCCUCUUUCCAACCCGGAUGGCCGUCACCAACCCAGCCGACAUCUUCCUCCGGCUUCCUAUGGAUAUCGGCUCGUUCGAAGAACAAGAGGACGUUUCUGUGCCGGUCUCGGCGUUUGAGAACUUCAACUCUUCUGGACUUCCUGAGCCAGACCAGAAGCACCGGGAGACACAGACAGUCGACAAGGGGACGAAAGUAGGGAUGAUGGGCUGUCUGAUUCAGGUGGUAGCCCUUUGGGGAGAGGUUAUGGCUUUGAUAUACCGGGUUGCGCACUCCGGUAAUCGCCUAUCAGAAGAUGAGGUGGAUGUUAUGGCCAAGUUCCAUCAACGCGUACUAUCCCGGCUCGAAAGCUGGAGAACUUCACUCUCUCCUAGCUUUCUUUUCACUGCCGCUACUCUCGACAAUUUGCUGGGUCUGGUGUGUACAGUUGCAAACCAUAUCAGAGCCACUGGCAGCCCUAGCCUUGACGGUACCAGUAUGCCACCACCCUUUACCAGCUUCGCCGUCCUUGAGGCCUUGGAUGUGCUUUCGGCGGAGGGGCACAUACAAGAGCUUCCGGGAUUGAUUGACGGUUUUGCCAUUGCACGAAGUGUCUUGGAGAUCCUGGGUAUGGUAUGGGAAGAUGCAAGGGCGCACAAGACGGUAUUGGAUCACCGGCUGGACAGGCUGGUAGCCCUCAGGGAGAGAACUGAAGGCCUGGACGAUGCUGUUGCCGUACCCCUUGUUGGAAGGGGGAGGGGGAAUAUGUCAGAGUAUGAGUUUGAAGUUGGGGGAAUCCGAGUUUACGUUGCAAAUUCAGACGACGGCCUUGACAAGACCUAUCAGAAUGAGAAGGAUGGCACCGUUGGUGACGCAAAGGAUGAGCAACAGGUUGCGGCUACAGUUCCAGAAGGUUUGCUUUGCUGGCAAAUGGGUGAAACGCUUGAGACGAGGUUUCCCAGAGAGAUGGACUGCAUCUAUGCAGGACUACCAACGAUCCACGCGCCGAGAACUAUGACAACUUGA